GAUGCUCGGGCCAGCAGCCACCGCCAGCCCUGCCGCCGCUGCCGCCCGCACCCGCCGCCCCCCGGGUCCCCACUAGCGGCUGCCUCCGCCUCCUACCUCCGGUCCCGCUCCUCCGGCCCCCCCGCCCCGAGUAGGGUCUGGGGGGCUCGGCCUCCGGCCGGGGGAGCAAAGAGGGGGGGUCCCGACCCCCCAGUGGCGCGGCCGGUCCCUGGCCUCGGUGAUCUUGAGAGAGACCCCACCCCUCAGUUCUCUCUGGGCCCUAUCGGGGACUCCCCCUUACCCUCCCGUCCGGCUCACACCCGCUCUCCAGGCUCUGUCAGCCCCCCAGAACCAGCUCCCUCCCUUCUUCCCUCUCCGGGGUUCCCCCUCCCCCAUCCCUCCGCCGCCGCCCCCUCCCCCUCCCACAUCCCCUUCCCUCCCCCUCCCCCACCCCCGUCCCCCGCCCCCCCCCCCCGACCAUGAGGAUGAUGGCCGCCGGCGCGGUGCACGGCCUCUUCACGGCCUCCGCGGCCCCGCAGCCGCCGCCGCCCCCGCCGCCGCCGCCGCCGCAACCCCAGCCUCCCCAGCAGCCGUCGCCGCCGCCACAGCAGCCGCCGCCGCCGCCGCCGCAGCCGCCGCAGCAGCAGCAGCCGCCGCCCCAGGCCCCCCCCAUGGAGCCCGAGGCCCCGGAUUCCCGCAAGAGGCCCCUCGAAACGCCCCCCGAGGUGGUCUGCACCAAGCGCAGCAACACGGGAGAGGAAGGCGAAUACUUCCUGAAGGUGCUGAUCCCCAGCUACGCAGCAGGCUCCAUCAUUGGCAAGGGCGGGCAGACCAUCGUACAGCUGCAGAAGGAGACAGGAGCUACCAUCAAGCUCUCUAAGUCCAAAGACUUCUAUCCGGGAACCACAGAGCGAGUAUGCCUGGUACAGGGCACAGCAGAGGCCUUGAAUGCUGUGCACAGCUUUAUUGCUGAGAAGGUCCGAGAAAUCCCACAAGCAAUGACCAAGCCUGAGGUGGUCAACAUCCUUCAACCCCAAACCACGAUGAACCCCGACAGAGCCAAGCAGGCCAAGCUGAUCGUCCCCAACAGCACCGCGGGCCUGAUCAUCGGCAAGGGGGGCGCGACAGUGAAAGCCGUGAUGGAACAGUCGGGUGCCUGGGUGCAGCUGUCCCAGAAGCCAGAGGGCAUCAACCUUCAGGAGCGCGUGGUGACAGUCAGCGGCGAACCGGAGCAGGUGCACAAGGCCGUGAGCGCCAUCGUGCAGAAGGUACAGGAAGACCCCCAGAGCAGCAGCUGCCUCAACAUCAGCUACGCCAACGUGGCUGGCCCCGUGGCCAACUCCAACCCCACCGGCUCACCGUACGCCAGCCCCGCUGAUGUGCUGCCCGCCGCCGCCGCCGCCUCGGCCGCCGCCGCCUCCGGCCUGCUGGGCCCCGCGGGGCUGGCGGGCGUGGGCGCCUUUCCGGCCGCCCUGCCCGCCUUCUCAGGCACCGACCUGCUGGCCAUCAGCACGGCGCUAAACACGCUGGCCAGUUACGGCUACAACACCAACUCCCUCGGCCUGGGCCUCAACUCGGCCGCAGCCUCCGGGGUCCUGGCCGCCGUGGCCGCCGGUGCCAACCCCGCCGCCGCCGCCGCGGCCAACCUCCUGGCGUCCUACGCGGGGGAGGCCGGGGCCGGGCCGGCCGGAGGGGCCGCCCCGCCUCCACCCCCGCCCCCCGGAGCCCUGGGGUCCUUCGCCUUGGCCGCAGCCGCCAACGGCUACCUCGGGGCCGGGGCGGGCGGCGGGGCGGGCGGCGGGGGCGGCCCGCUGGUGGCCGCCGCAGCUGCGGCAGGGGCCGCCGGGGGCUUCCUGACGGCCGAGAAGUUGGCGGCCGAGAGUGCCAAGGAGCUGGUGGAGAUUGCGGUGCCUGAGAACCUGGUGGGGGCCAUCCUGGGCAAAGGGGGCAAGACGUUGGUGGAGUACCAGGAGCUGACGGGCGCCCGCAUCCAGAUCUCCAAGAAGGGGGAGUUCCUGCCAGGCACGCGGAACCGGCGGGUCACCAUCACGGGCAGCCCUGCGGCCACGCAAGCCGCUCAAUACCUCAUCAGCCAGCGGGUCACCUACGAGCAGGGAGUGAGGGCCUCAAACCCCCAGAAAGUGGGAUGAGGCCUGUGGUGUCUGCUCCCACCCUCCUUCCUGUCCCUUCUCCUCCUCUUCCUUCUCCUCCCCCUCCCCCACACCCCCAACUCCUGACCUCAGCU
Prionailurus viverrinus (fishing cat) is the source of this 2224-nucleotide messenger RNA. RefSeq names its product NOVA alternative splicing regulator 2 (gene NOVA2). Gene Ontology annotation, cellular component: cytoplasm; nucleus. Bases 459 to 2129 code for a protein of 556 amino acids. The record is from RefSeq and is a predicted model, not a curated record. Gene Ontology annotation, molecular function: mRNA binding. Lineage: Eukaryota; Metazoa; Chordata; Mammalia; Carnivora; Felidae. Gene Ontology annotation, biological process: mRNA splicing, via spliceosome; regulation of alternative mRNA splicing, via spliceosome. The transcript has 4 exons.